UCAAGAAGGCAGGAAUCAAACGUGGGAAUCCCAUUUAUUUAUAUGUUUUAAAUUUUUGGCCGAUUUCCCUUCAAAACUCCUUUCAGAAAUCCUUGUGACACAUGAAAGCAUGACGGCACUCGGACUUGCAUGUUUGGGAUACUAAUAAUUAUGGUUCGACACAAAUCCACCUUUCCACGGAGCUGCAGCUGAGCUUUCAGUCAACGUCCGGUUGGAUUGUCCCAACGUGAUGGAUACAAAUGCGUUCGCAGUAUUCAAACUUUUUGUGGUUGGAAUUUUGGUCAAUGCUUGGAUGAUGAGAGGAUUGUCAGCCACAGACAGUUUACGCGUGGAGCCCACUCUGCCCCGGCCCAGGGUGGCCAUGUGCAACGAGUCCCAUCUGCAGUGGGAGAUGGAGGUCUGCGGUGAAGGCUUCAAGCGGGACAUGGCUGAGAUAGAUCCACAGUAUUGGUGUAACCUCACUCACUUCAUCAGUGUGUACCACCUCUUCACGAUGUGCACAGAGACCAAGUCCCAGAGCAUCAACUGCUACUGGCCCAACCCGCUGGUGGAGAGGUUCAUCAUCCGCAUACACAAGCACUUCUUCUCCAACUGCACCAUGGAGCAGGUGGUAUUGGUGGACCCGCCGGACGACACGCUCACCAUCCUCAUCCUCAUCCCUGUGUUCCUCACCCUGGCCAUGAUUGCCCUGGUGGUCUGGUGCAGUAAGAGGAGCGACAUCCUGGCUUAGGAAGAGGAGGAUAAGGAGGAGGAGGUGCUUAGAGGAAGAGUGGGAGGAUGGUGAGGAAUGGAGAAUGUGAGAUAAGGACUGGGGCCAAGGUCUUCAACCUCUCCUCUAAAAGAAUACACUGCCUCUAGAUCUGAAUCUUAAAGAAAUACACUGAGUUUAUCAGUGAUUGGCCUGUUAAGUGAUGAGAGCAUAGAUACCAAUAUCAUCUAUGGGUCCCCUAGCAGAGCAUUCAGUCUGGUGCUUAAUGCCAACUAUUUAGGAUAGAAUAUAUUGUGUGCCUGAAUUUAUCAUACACAAAACUGCCAGGCUUUUUGCUACAUAUCUUUUAAAAUUACUUGGCAUUUAACAUUGGAGCUGCUCCAAGUUGUCUUACUUUUGAAAUAAUGUUAAUGCCUUUGCACACUUGCUUUUCUUCACCCUAGGCCAAUGGUUUUCAACCUUUUCGAUGUCAAGGACCCAGUUGAUACACAUCAGGUCACAGACCUGUAUUCCAUGUAACUCUACACUGAAGAGUGACAGAUUAUUCUCUCAUUGGGCUAACUUGUAGGCAAUGAAACAGUAGUGAAGUUAAAUACUUUCCAUUUUCCUGGAGACCCCCCUGGAACCCUCUCAAGGAUCCCUGGGGGUCCUGGACCCCAUGCUGAGCAGCACCACACUAGGUUGACCUCGGCACUGGGCUACAGUAAGUCCAGGCCUUAGGUCAGCCUCAGUUAAUGCUUGUAUUUAUUAAUCCAGUUCUGAAAAUUGCUCGUGGGCUAAGGAUCCACACCUGAAAAUCAAAGCCCAAGGAUAAUGGUUUCAAAGCGUUUACAGCACAGUUAUGAUUACACAAGAUUGGACAUGAUUAGAACAAGCUUUGUUUUUGUUCUAACCUCGAUUAACCUUAACUAUUCCCAGAAAGUCGAGGAUAACCCUGCUCCAGCUGCUGAGUUAAAGCUCAUGUUGAACUUGAACUGCAGAGUUUUAACAAAAGUUUGCCCAUUCUACAGUUUGUUUGAACUCAAACAAUCUCCCCUCCAUCUGAGAUUCAGUAUCUCCUCCAAGUCACGCAUGCACAUUCAAGUUAUGGGAGAAGGAAAUAGGAAUUAGUAAUUGGAAAGCCGGCUCCCCUCUGCCAUUCUGUAGCUACAGAGUGCACAUGACGUGAUUGGUAUGGAAGCAACACCUGAGUCUCACUGCAUUGAUUUUAACAGAGGAGCUCAGUGCAUUUAGUUUGGCUCGGACCCCAUAUAUGAUGGUGGUUGUCAAAAUUGUGGAGAAAAAGUUGCCUAAAGCAGUGGCAAACUCAGCAAGAUGAGGAAUAGUCUAAAUGCUUGUGAAAGGGUUCUGAAUGCAGCCUCCGCACAAUAAAUCAGUCAAUAAUUACAUUAUAAUAUCAAUGUUGUUUUUCUUUUAUUUAAAAAUAUUAUUUGUUGUUUGUGAUUUUUAAACAGUCGAACACUAUAAAAACAAAAAAGUAUUUUUUAGAUCAGGGUCCCUAGGACAAAAUCACCUCAAUGGGGGUCCGUGGCUUAAUGAUAGUCAAUCUGGGGGUCCAGAAUAUGGAACAGUUUGAAAAUCUCUGACCUAGAACAUCUUUAAGGGCAGGAAUAUCUCAUAUUCAAAGUCCCUUUAUAACACACCACAGUGUAUGCUAAAAUGUUAGUACUGAGCGCCAGAUCCAAUGAUCUACGAGGACACGUGGAUCAUUUUGGUGUCCAUGUUGUCAUCACUUAACUGAGUUGAUCAAUGGAGCCAUUUCCCCAAAACUUAAUGUAUUCCUUUAUACUCCUGCAUCUGGACUAUGGACAUCAGAGUCACUUGUCAGAGUGCUGUGCAGUAGCUGAAGGCCAAAGUAUCCACCAAGCACCACAUACAGUCAAUGAACUCUUGACUGGAGAGAAAGGAGACUUCCAGAGGACUGCUAUGCCAGCAUGUAACGUCCAACGUUUGUUGAACGCUUUCUGAUCAUACUGUAUGAUGGCUUGGAAGGACCAAAAUUGGACUUGAAAGACAUGGUGUUCAUUCUACAAUUAAUGUCUUAUCCAGUCUGCUUCUCAUUAAGUUACUGAACGGACUAUGACCACUGGAAAGGCUGUACUGUAAAACCCAAAGACACCAAAGGCAACACUGAGAUCAAGAUAUUUUGGGACUUGAAUUUCUUGUGUGACUUACUGAAGCCCACUGGACUGUUUUUUAACAGCGUAAAUUAUCAGACACUGUUUAAUAAAAUACUGUGUGUAUUUACUCACAAAGAGGGAUUUAAAAGGAACUAAAAAAAAAAAAAAUCUAUGAACUUGGGGACACUGAGACAUGUCAAUGUACAGUUAUCUUCUCUACCAGUGCCAUCUACUGUAUCUCGCCUCUCCAGUUUCACUCAGAGCUGUGCAAAAUUUAUGCUGAUGCUUUGAAAUGAACUCCUGCAUGGGAGGAAGGCUUGACUUAAUGUAUUUAGUAUUUAAUUGGUCUUCAAAACAAAAUUUCCGUGCACCAGCCACAAGGCAAGCAAAAUCAAGCACUACUUUUUCCCACUUCCACUGCAUUUAAAAUCAUUUUGAAGGAGUGUGUGUCAUCUUAAGCUCUCACUUGCUGUGCUUUCAUCCGUACACUGUGUCUCAGUUAAACUAUUAUCUAUGGAAUAAUCCUCUCAGUGAAGCAUACCUUGAUUAAAGCUCAAGUCUCCCUCAGCACGUGUGUAGCUCUUUCCUCAUAAAGUGAACAAAGCAAGGACAAAGAAAACAAUUUCCGGCACACUUUUGAGAUUACUUACUGUAGUUAAUUUCUACAGAUUGUCAUGUUUUCUGAUAUGUUGAAUUCCCACAAGCAUUUUCUCCUUUAUCCCUUCUAACCCUUUGAACCAAAGUCAAAGAAAACCUCUGCUCACCUGUGCUGCUUUUAGUCACUUCACAUAAAGAUUUAAAAUUUCUUCCUUUGAUUUAUUACAAACUGCCCUUGCUUCACACUGAAAAUACAUUAUGAAAGCUAGUGACAUAUAUUAUAGUCAAGUCAGACAGA
Messenger RNA from Myripristis murdjan (pinecone soldierfish), 3724 nucleotides. RefSeq names its product receptor activity-modifying protein 3. The record is from RefSeq and is a predicted model, not a curated record. Gene Ontology annotation, biological process: regulation of G protein-coupled receptor signaling pathway; cellular response to hormone stimulus; intracellular protein transport. The transcript is spliced from 4 exons. Gene Ontology annotation, molecular function: coreceptor activity. NCBI's taxonomy places the organism in Eukaryota, Metazoa, Chordata, Actinopteri, Holocentriformes, Holocentridae. The coding region runs from base 230 to 730 and encodes 166 amino acids. Gene Ontology annotation, cellular component: cell surface; signaling receptor complex; membrane.